Molecule: messenger RNA, 2594 nt
Organism: Aplosporella prunicola CBS 121167
Lineage: Eukaryota; Fungi; Ascomycota; Dothideomycetes; Botryosphaeriales; Aplosporellaceae
Exons: 1
Coding region: 95-2299 (734 amino acids)
Source: RefSeq, a predicted model, not a curated record
GACCUCAUCGCGACUGCCGCCCCAGAUAAUCACAUCAAUCGCCUUCACUCUCCCCGGCGACUUCGCUGCCUAGGGAGUCCUCCCCGUUGAUGCCAUGACCGACUACAACAAGCUCACCGUCGCGAACCUGCGCGGCCUCCUCAAGGAGCGCGGCAUCCCCUCAACCGGCCUCACGCGCAAACAGCAGAUUAUCGAAAGGCUUGAGGAAGAGGACAACGCUGCACCCACGACUGGCGCGCAGCCCGAAGCCGACGACGAUGCGCCACCAGAUGAGGCGGAAGAUGAGGAAAUGAAGGAAUCAAUUGCGCCGGAUGAGCCGACCGCCCAAGAAGACGACCUCAUCGAAAAGGUGUCGGCCGAGCAUGAGCCGGAUCGGGAGCCAGAACGAGCCGUAGAGCACCACGACGCGAUUCAGCCCACAGAGGCCUCGACCAAAGAGCCAGAUGCGGUGGCGGAGGUUAGCCCGGCGCCACCAGUUGAAGAACGAACCCAGCGGCCCGGCACCGCAAAUACCUCCGUAUCGCAGACUCCGAUCCCGACGCACGAGCAGCCAUUAUCAGCACCGGUAGAGGCCGAAGCGGAGACGGCAUCGACCACCGCAGAUCCCGAGCUCAGUGCGGAGACCUCGCGGCUUGGUUCGGCAGACAUAAUAGAAGAUUCGCGGAAACGGAAGAGGCGCAGUGUCACACCUCCCCUCGAUGCGCAGGAAGCAGCGAAGAAGAAGCUGAAACAGGAGGAAGAAUCUGGAACUGUGCAUCUGAAGGAGGAUGGAGGCGUCCCUGUAGAAAAGGGUUUGGCCGAUGCGACGGAGGGAGGGGCAAAGUGCAACAAUGAGGUCUUGGCUGAGGCGGAUGCGCCCGUGGAUGCGGCACCUGCGGAGACUGUUCUGCCUGCGAAAACGAGUGAUGAUGUGAUGGACAUCUCGCAUACCAGAAUGGCUGAGGAGAAGGCGGAGCCGAGCGCAGAACAAAGAGAGGAUCCAAGUAUAGGCGAACGUGGGCAGCAGGUUCUCGCUGAACGUGUAGAUUUUGAGGAAGAUCAACGCGACCGGAGAAGUCGCUCUCCUGAAGGAAGCCGGAGACCAUCUUCACCACGCCAUUCCGCAAAACCAGUCAAAGAAGUCCGCUAUAAAUCUCUCUUCCAGCCUGCAUCUGGUCCUGGGUCUGCCGAAACGCCGUCCCAUGUCGCCGAUGCAGCUGAAGAUGAUCGCCCAAUCUCUCCAGCCUUACACCCCGCCACCCGUGGCUUAUACAUCCGGAACUUCAUGCGCCCACUACAACCGGCGGGUUUGAAAUCCCACCUCAUCGCUCUCGCCUCCCCUCCGUCUUCAGCCAGCCCCAAUCCUGAUGUGCUUGAGCUAUUCCAUCUCGAUCCGAUCAGGACACACGUCCUGGCACUUUUCAACUCGGUCAGCGCGGCAGCACGCGUCCGGAGCAACCUCCACGAUGCGGUCUGGCCGGCCGAGCGCAGCAGAAAAGCACUAUGGGCGGACUUUGUGCCCGAAGAAAAGGUGCAGGAGUGGAUCGAUACGGAGGAGGCAGCCACAAAAGAGGGCGGCAGCCGCAUGGGCAAGCGAUGGGAAGUCAUCUAUGAGCCCGUCACACCCACCAACGACGACGGCGACGCAGACGCACCCACGGAAAGCAAGACCAGCGUGCGCGCCGUCCUGCGAGAAGCCGGCGCCCCCUCCGCCACACCCACGCAACCCAACUUCCCCAGCGCGCGCACCAACAGCCUCUCAGGUCCAAGCACAGCGCCCGCCCCGCCCGCACCCUCUACCUCAAGCAAAGACGGCAGCGGCGCCGCGCCCUCGGCCCCAGCCGCCUCCCCAGCCGCCAAGCCCUUCGUAGCACUGGACAAGCUCUUCAGCUCCACCACCGCAAAGCCAAAACUCUACUUCCUGCCCGUGCCCCAAGCGCUCGCAGACAAGCGCCUCGACGAGCUCGACCGCUGCACCAAGCGCGACUGGCGCGCCACAGACGACGACGCAAAGCCUCGUCGCCGCUACACGUUCCAGGACGGGGAGGUGCUGGUGGAUGCAGGGCCAGAGGAGGGCGCGGUGGCGGAGCCGAGAGUGAGAGGACGUGGCGCGGAGAGGUUUUAUAGAGGUGGGGGGAGGGGAGGGGGCGCUGCGGCGGAGGGGAGGCUGGGCGGGUAUAGAGAUGGGGGUGGGUAUGGUGAGGGGGGCGGAUUUGGUGGUGGGCGUGGCGGGUUCAAGGACAGGGGGUGGGGCGACACGAGGGCGUAUGAGUUUGGGAGCGGGCCUAGUCGUGGUGGUGGCAGCGCGAGGUGGAGGUGAGGUGGAUGGAUGUCGUCUUGACUGCCUGGCGUGGCGUUCUUCGACGUGGGUGGCUAGGUCCUUUGAGGUUGCUUUGCUGGGAGGAUGACGUGCUGUUUAGCUAGCUAGCUUUCUAUCUGAUAUGAUCAUGCGUGCAUGGAUGAAUGGAUGGAUGGAUGGAUGGGAGGAUAGGAGGAUGGGAGGCGGAGUUCCACUCAAUCAAUCAAUCAACAAUCAACAAUCACUUGACAAUCACUUAAUCAGCUAGUUACUUCAUAGACAAGACAUAGGCACGAAUGGAAGCGCGUACGCAUGC